Messenger RNA from Solea solea (common sole), 819 nucleotides. It is a transcript of the gene cenpv, whose product is annotated as centromere protein V. The coding region runs from base 135 to 551 and encodes 138 amino acids. Gene Ontology annotation, molecular function: carbon-sulfur lyase activity. The record is from RefSeq and is a predicted model, not a curated record. The transcript has 5 exons. Lineage: Eukaryota; Metazoa; Chordata; Actinopteri; Pleuronectiformes; Soleidae.
CUCACGUGUUUGGCCCAUUGUCUGCCCUGCCCCAUUUGGAAUGAUUAUGGGCUACGUGUUGCUGGAAAAACAACCUUAAAGGAAGUAGAAGUAUAACUGAGCACUGUGGAACCUGAAACUUUCAGCAUGUGGGAAUGGACCUUGUCAAACAUACAGGUGGCUGCCACUGUGGGGCUGUUAGAUUUGAGGUCCUGACUUCCCCAGACCUCCAUGUUUUCCAUUGCAACUGUAGCAUCUGCAUGAAGAAACAAAACCACCAUUUCAUGGUUCCAAAGAGUCACUUCACACUCUUAAAGGGGUUGGAUAAUCUUACCACGUACACGUUUAACAAUCAUGUUGCUCAACACACCUUCUGUAAAACCUGUGGAGUUCAGAGUUUCUACACGCCACGCUCCAACCCUGAUGGAUAUGGCAUCGCUCCGCACUGUCUGGAUCCAGGUUCUGUGCACAGUGUCACAGUGAAGAAUUGUUGUGGGGAAAAGUGGGAGGAAAGCAUACUAGCUCACGGGAGCAUCAGAGACAUGUCUAAAUCUGCAUCAGACACAAAAUGACACAGCUGUGAUACAACAAUCAAACAGUUUUAAUCAGUGCUACACCAGAAUUCCUGUAAAGUACUUUACCCACAAAAAUGUUUUUUUUUAUUUACACAGUGUAAUGACUAAAAAAAAACAUAGAAAGACAUUUCUUUGUCAAUCUCUCUUCAGAGGUUGUUUAUACUGUUGCUACUAAUAAAGGUCAGCUUUAUUUAUGGAAACCACCAGUGAGUUGGCUGAAAUGAUCACAUUAUUAAAUGUAUUACAUUAAACAUUAAAUAACAUA